Molecule: messenger RNA, 387 nt
Organism: Metarhizium brunneum ARSEF 3297
Lineage: Eukaryota; Fungi; Ascomycota; Sordariomycetes; Hypocreales; Clavicipitaceae
Product: mitochondrial 54S ribosomal protein bL32m
Biological process (GO): translation
Cellular component (GO): mitochondrial large ribosomal subunit
Molecular function (GO): structural constituent of ribosome
Source: RefSeq, a predicted model, not a curated record
AUGGCUGCUGCUACUGUAUCAAUGCUUUCCCGUCUGCCCUUCCCGACAGUUGCCUCUGCUCCACGCUGGGCUACGUUCUAUACCCGAUUCUUCAACCCCCGACUCUUCCCUACACUCUCGGUUGCUGUGCCGGGAGUCAGCUUGAACAUUCCCACCUUGCUGGGCGACAUUUGGGAAUCAGUUCUACGCGCGGUACCCAAGAACAAAGUGUCACAUUCUCGUAAGCGACACAGACAAAUGGCUGGCAAGGCUCUGAAGGAUGUGAACAGCCUGUGCAAAUGCCCUGGCUGUGGAGAGACCAAGAGAACGCACCGACUAUGCCAGAGAUGUCUCGAAGACAUGAGAAGGAUAUGGCGUGACGACUACCCGACGAACAAACCCUUUUAG